Cryphonectria parasitica EP155 is the source of this 1695-nucleotide messenger RNA. RefSeq lists its product as uncharacterized. Gene Ontology annotation, molecular function: transmembrane transporter activity. Gene Ontology annotation, biological process: transmembrane transport. The coding region runs from base 1 to 1695 and encodes 564 amino acids. The record is from RefSeq and is a predicted model, not a curated record. The transcript has 5 exons. Lineage: Eukaryota; Fungi; Ascomycota; Sordariomycetes; Diaporthales; Cryphonectriaceae.
AUGCCUUCAGAAGACAGCUCCCAGGAAUCGACAAUCAAGGCGGCCGCGGAGAAAUCCGAGCAGCCGUCAUCAGAGAAUGCCUUGAUGGGCAGUGGCGCCCAAGAUGCAGAGCAAAAUACAGCUCAAGAAAAUCCGGAUAGCAAGCCGGACGAGUCCUCUCCGGACGAGUCUCUGGGAUGGCCAAGGCUGCUGUGUAUCGGAGUUGGGCUGUGGUUCGCCGUGUUCUUGUACUCUCUUGACCAAACCAUUGUAUCCAAUGCAAUCCCGAGCAUCACGGACGAGUUCCACAGCACAUCGGACGAGGGUUGGUAUGGAAGCAGCUACCUCUUGACAACGUCGGCGUUCCAGCUAUUCUACGGCCGCAUCUACUCAAACUUCUCCAUCAAGUACACUAUGCUGGCUGCCAUCUUCAUCUUCGAGCUCGGGUCCCUGAUCUGCGGCGUCGCCCCCACAAGCAACGCCCUCAUCGCCGGCCGUGCCAUUGCCGGCGUGGGUUGUGCAGGUAUAGCUGCGGGCGCCUACAUCAUCAUCGGCCACGUCUUCCCCCUCCGCGUCCGGCCCAUCUGCAUCUCCUCCAUCGCCAUGGUGUUUGCCGUCGCUGCUGUCCUGGGUCCAGUCCUGGGCGGCAUCUUCACUACCGACCUGACGUGGCGUUGGUGCUUCUACAUCAAUCUGCCCUUUGGCGGCUUUACCAUGGCCGCCCUCCUCUCCGUCCGCCUGGCCGAGAAGCUCAGGAGGAUCGACUUUGGUGGCCUUCUGAUCUUCAUCCCCGCCAUUGUCUGCCUCCUGCUAGCCCUGGGCUGGGGCGGCUCGACCUAUGCCUGGGACAGUGGCCGCAUCAUCGCCCUGCUUGUGCUCUUUGGUGUGCUACUUAUCGCCUUUGUGGCCUUUGAGUACUGGAGGGGCCCCGAGGCCACCUUGCCCAUCCACAUCAUCACCCAGAGGAGUGUUGCCGCCGCCGCCUGGAACGCCUUCUGCAACGGAGCCGCCUUCUUCCUCCUGAUUUAUUACAUUCCCUUCUGGCAGCAGGUCAUCCGCAACGCCAGCGCUGCCUCGUCUGGCGUCAGCCUGCUCCCUUAUGUUCUGGGAGUCGUGGUCAUGGCCAACCUGGUCGGGUUUCUCGUCAUGAAGUUUGGAUAUUAUGCCCCAUUCAUGUUGCUCGCCUCCAUCAUCGCACCCAUCGGAGAGGGGCUGAUGACAACCUGGACGGUCAAUACAGGCUUCUCCAAGUGGGUCGGCUACCAAGCCCUGACAGGCAUGGGCCUUGGGAUGGGACAGCAGCAGCCCCAGGUCGCGAUCCAGACUGUCCUGCCCAAGGCUGACAUCCCGGCCGGGGCCUCCAUCGUCGUCCUCGUCCAGUCGCUGAGCGGUGCCAUCUUCAUCGCCAUUGGGCAGGCCGUUCUGCAGAACAAGCUCGUGCAAAACAUCGAGGCUGCCCUUCCCGGCAGCGGUCUCGAUGCCUCCGUCCUCUCCACCGCGGGCGCCACCAAGCUGCGAUCUAUGGUGCCCCCAGAGGACCUACAGGCAGUCCUGGUAGCCUACAACAACGCCUUGACCCGGGUCUUCCUGGUUGCUGUGGUCAUGUCGUCUCUCACAAUCAUUGGCAGCCUUUCGGUUGAGUGGAAAAGCGUCAAGAAAGCCAAAAAGCAGCAGUCUGGGCAAGAGGCUGGGAAGCAGUCUGAGAAGCAGUCUUGA